Emys orbicularis (European pond turtle) is the source of this 2622-nucleotide messenger RNA. RefSeq names its product ArfGAP with coiled-coil, ankyrin repeat and PH domains 3 (gene ACAP3). The record is from RefSeq and is a predicted model, not a curated record. Gene Ontology annotation, cellular component: cytoplasm. Gene Ontology annotation, molecular function: GTPase activator activity; protein binding. Lineage: Eukaryota; Metazoa; Chordata; Testudines; Emydidae. Bases 1 to 2622 code for a protein of 873 amino acids. The transcript has 26 exons.
AUGACGGUGGAAUUUGAGGAGUGCAUCAAGGAUUCGCCCCGGUUCCGGGCGACCAUAGAUGAAGUGGAAACAGAUGUGGUGGAGAUAGAAGCAAAGCUUGACAAGCUGGUGAAGCUAUGCAGUGGGAUGAUUGAGGCUGGGAAAGCCUACAUCACCACCAACAAGCACUUCGUCAGCGGGGUCCGAGACCUGUCGCAGCAAUGCAAGAAGGACGAAAUGAUUUCGGAGUGCCUCGACAAAUUUGGAGACAGCCUGCAGGAAAUGAUUAACUAUCACAUGAUCCUUUUUGACCAAGCCCAGAGGUCGGUCCGGCAACAGCUGCACAACUUUGUGAAAGAUGACGUCCGGAAGUUCAAGGAGACGAAGAAACAGUUUGACAAGGUGCGCGAGGACAUGGAGAUCUCUCUGGUGAAGAACGCGCAGGCCCCGCGGCACAAGCCCCACGAGGUGGAGGAAGCGACGGGCACUUUGACCAUCACCAGGAAGUGCUUCCGACACCUGGCCCUGGACUACGUGUUACAGAUCAAUGUCCUCCAAGCCAAGAAGAAGUUUGAAAUAUUGGACGCGAUGCUGUCCUUCAUGCACGCCCAGUACACCUUUUUCCAGCAGGGCUACAGCCUCCUUCAUGAACUUGAUCCCUACAUGAAGAAGCUGGCCACUGAGCUGGACCAGCUGGUGAUCGACUCGGCCGUGGAGAAGAGGGAGAUGGAGCACAAGCAUGCCCUGAUACAGCAGAGGACUCUCCUGCAGGACUUCUCCUACGAUGACUCCAAGGUGGAAUUUAAUGUUGAUGCCCCCAAUGGAGUGGUGAUGGAAGGGUACCUCUUCAAGAGAGCAAGCAAUGCUUUCAAAACAUGGAAUCGGAGGUGGUUCUCCAUACAGAACAGCCAGCUGGUCUACCAGAAGAAGCUAAAGGAUGUCCUCACGGUGGUGGUGGAAGAUCUGCGGCUCUGUACUGUCAAGCCCUGCGAAGACAUAGAGAGAAGGUUUUGCUUUGAGGUCGUCUCACCUAGCAAGAGCUGCAUGCUGCAGGCUGACUCGGAGAAGCUGCGCCAGGCCUGGAUCCAAGCGGUUCAAGCCAGCAUCGCCUCCGCUUACAGAGAGAGCCCAGACAGCUACUCCAUCGAAAGACUGGACCGGACCGCCUCCCCUUCCACCAGCAGCAUCGACUCUGCCACUGACUCCCGGGAGCGGAGUCUGAAGGGGGAGAGCAUCCUGCAGAGGGUCCAGAGCAUCCCUGGAAAUGACCAGUGCUGUGACUGUGGCCAGGCAGAUCCCCGCUGGGCCAGUAUCAACCUGGGCAUUCUGCUGUGCAUCGAGUGCUCUGGGAUCCACAGGAGUCUGGGCGUUCACUGUUCCAAAGUCCGCUCUCUCACGCUGGAUUCCUGGGAGCCGGAGUUACUGAAACUAAUGUGCGAGCUGGGGAACAGCACCAUGAACCAGAUUUACGAGGCACAGUGCGAAGCACUGGGACUUAAGAAGCCCACACCGGGGAGCUCCAGGCAAGACAAGGAAGCCUGGAUCAAGGUCAAGUACGUGGAGAAGAAGUUCCUCAAGAAGUUGCCUACUGGGGAGGCCCUGGCGGAGAACGAGAGGAAACCCCGGCGCUGGAGCGUGAAGAAAUGCCAGCGGCACAACAGCACCACAAAAGCACCUACGGCUCGUCGGAAGUACCGGCAUGAGGCAGGAAAUGCAUCGCCGGCCCCGCUCUCAUCAGCUGCCACUCUGGAGAGGAAAUUCCGGCGGGACUCUCUCUUCUGCCCCGACGAGCUGGAUUCCCUCUUCUCGUACUUUGACACCGGCGCUGGCUCAGGACCCCGCAGUGCCAGCUACAUCUCUAUGCAGCACCCGCUGGCAGCUGGCCCCUGGAGUGGCAUUGGUCCCGGUGGGAGCGGUAUGCCGUUCCUCCUGGACGGAGGUCUGAGUAGCGACAGCGGGCUGGGCGGCAGCACGGACGGAAGCACCGAUGUCCUGGUGUUCGGCUCGGUGGUGGACAGCGUCACGGAGGAAGAGUGCGAAGUGUCGGAGGAGUCCAGCGGUGAGGCGGAGAUAGAGCAGGAGGCCUCGGACCUGGAGGACCUGCGGGAGCUGCACCCUGGCCUGCUGAUUUACAAGGCCGCACAGGCCAGGAACUUGCCUGUCAUGGCAGAGGCUCUGGCACAUGGGGCUGAGGUCAACUGGGUGAAUGAUGAAGAUGAAAACAAAACUCCUCUGAUUCAAGCUGUGAUGGGGGGCUCCUUGAUAGCCUGCGAAUUCUUACUCCAGAACGGAGCAGAUGUUAACCAAAGAGAUAUCCGGGGCCGGGCUCCCCUGCACCACGCCACGUACCUGGGACACACUGGCCAGGUCUGCUUGUUCCUAAAGCGAGGCGCCAACCAGCACGCAGUGGACGAGGAUGGCCAAGACCCCCUCAGCAUUGCAGUCCAGGCAGCCAAUGCAGACAUAGUCACCUUGCUGCGUCUGGCUCGAAUGAACGAGGAGAUGCGAGAAGCCGAGGGCCCCUUCGGACAACCAGGAGAUGCGACAUACCUCGACAUCUUCCGGGAGUUUUCCCACAUGGCGUCGAACAACCCUGAAAAACUCAACCGGCGGAGCCUGCACUUCAGCCACUCCUGCAGAUAG